UCUCUCUCUCGCUCUCCGCAUGGCGGCCUCGUCGGCGGCCCAGAACCCCGCCAUGCCGCCGCCGCCCUCCUCGAUCGCCGGCGUCGCGGGGGGGCUCCGCACGGACACGCCGACGCCGCCGCCGCCGAAGACCCUCCGCGGCCUCAACAAGCCCAAAUGCAUCCAGUGCGGCAACGUCGCUCGCUCGCGGUGUCCUUACCAGUCAUGCAAAAGUUGCUGCUCCAAAGCUCAAAAUCCCUGUCAUAUUCAUGUUUUGAAAGCCAAUGCAACUUUUCCAGAGAAGAACCCACCUUCAAGCUCUCCUAUCUUUAGUCAGCAGGCAACUGAAUCAUCUUCUUCAGGGAGUUCACUGAGAGUUGCAUCUCUUCGGCAACUAUCCAACAAUUUUUCCCAAUUUAAUAAUGUGCAAAUGCCAUUGCGUUCUAAGAAGCCAUUAACCAGAAAGGAUGCUGCGGCUAUAAAUGAAUGGAGGUUUGCCAAGUUAAAGGAGUUCAAGGAUCAGCUUAUCGAGGUAGAGAAUGAAUCUUUUGACCGAUAUAUGCAGAAUGUUAGCCUACUAGAAGAGGCAUUUGCUGUGGAGUUUUUAGCCAAAGGUUCUGGCCAAGAUGAGUCCUCUACAUCAAUAUCUAGCCUCACUUGCGGGGAGGAGAAGAGCUUUGUCUUCUCAGAGAUGAAACUGAAGCUAAAAGCGAACCCAGUUAGGAAGGAGAAUUUGAGAAAGAGGAUUCAUGGCGUCAUUGAUCAAGGGUUAAGGAAACUUCAGAAACUUGAGCUGAAUAAUCAGGCAAAUUUCUCAGUUGCCCAAGGUGCACUGAAUGACAAGCCCAAAAUAAAUGGUUUUCAGGUUGAAAGAGCUUUGAUUAUCCAUGAUCUAAACGAGAAGCUGAACAAAGCACGGAAUGAGGAGGAUUUAAAAUCUUGCUUGGAUAUGCAAGCCCAGUUAAUUAGUCAGCACGUGGGGUCAGGGGCAACAGUAGCAGAAAACACCAAGCCAUCCCUGCCCGCACAUGCUGCUGAAGAUGAUAAAAAAAGGGGGUCUGGAUCUGCUUUUGCUUUACCGAAGUCUGUAAGUACCGCUGAGAUUGAUCAAGAAACUCUCAGCAUCAUCAGCGCUCGCUUUUCUUCUCUUGAGCAGAUAGAAAAUCUGUAACAUGACUUGGAGGUAGGACACCAGCCAAAGGCUGAAUUUGAGGAUGAAAUAACAUGACAUUGUUAUUUGUUGUACUGGAAUCGGUUCCGUUAGUUAGUUUUACGUCCGAGCGCCCUUUUGGAGUCUCCUCCUUGCUGUGAACAGCCAUGUUUUGAGGGUUAUUGGUGCCGAUGUAAUUUAGUGUCGCAAUGUUUGGAUAUUCUUGUUACAUACAUAAACUCUAUUUAUAGCUUGCAGAUGAUAGCUUUGGAUGCA
Syzygium oleosum is the source of this 1405-nucleotide messenger RNA. RefSeq lists its product as uncharacterized. Bases 20 to 1150 code for a protein of 376 amino acids. The transcript has 5 exons. Lineage: Eukaryota; Viridiplantae; Streptophyta; Magnoliopsida; Myrtales; Myrtaceae. The record is from RefSeq and is a predicted model, not a curated record.